Setaria italica (foxtail millet) is the source of this 4969-nucleotide messenger RNA. RefSeq names its product phospholipid-transporting ATPase 1. The record is from RefSeq and is a predicted model, not a curated record. The transcript has 8 exons. Gene Ontology annotation, cellular component: plasma membrane. Bases 565 to 4704 code for a protein of 1379 amino acids. Gene Ontology annotation, biological process: phospholipid translocation. Lineage: Eukaryota; Viridiplantae; Streptophyta; Magnoliopsida; Poales; Poaceae. Gene Ontology annotation, molecular function: magnesium ion binding; ATP binding; ATP hydrolysis activity.
CGAGUGGCGAGACAAGGCGAGCGGCGCACACACGAAAGUCUACUUCGAGGCCCCGUCUCUCCCCUCUCCUUAUACGGACGGUGCCGUCGUCCUCACCAACUCCCCCUGCCAGAUUUUAAGCGCCAUGGCCAAACCAUCUCGGCUUCCAUUUCUUUCUCCCUCUCUCUCCGUCUGCGCUUCGCUUCCUCCUCGCUCCUCCCAGGCCUGCGCGAGAUGAGUAACGGGGCCUGGUGAAUCCAAUCUUUAAUGCGCUAGUUACUCCCAGGCGUCCACCUCGGCCAACCACCCGCGCAUCCUUCCUUCCCCUCGCUUGCUCUGCCUGCCAAAACCCAACUCAUCUUCUGCCCGCCUCUGCUCUGCUCGUUUCCCCCCUCCCCUGCUCUCCCCUGUUCUCCCAGCCCGAACGCGGCGAGCGUCGAUCGACCCCGAUCCGCCGCUCGAAACCCGACCUUCGCGCGCGCGCCGGGGGUGCCAUGCCCGGGAACGCGGAAGCCGGUUCUUCGGGGCGCCCUGUCGUCUGACGUCGCGCCGGCCGGCCGGCCGCCUCCUUUGCGCGCCUCCGCCAUGGCCGAGGACCACGGGUCGUCGCGGCACAUGUCGGCGUCGCAGAAGGAGCUGGGCGACGAGGACGCGCGGGUGGUGCGCGUGGGCGACGCCGAGCGCACCAACGAGCGCCUCGACUUCGCGGGCAACGCCGUGCGCACCGCCAAGUACUCGCCGCUCACCUUCCUGCCGCGGAACCUCUUCGAGCAGUUCCACCGCCUCGCCUACGUCUACUUCCUCGUCAUCGCCGUGCUCAACCAGCUGCCCCAGCUCGCCGUCUUCGGACGCGGGGCCUCCGUUAUGCCGCUCGCCUUCGUCCUCAUCGUCACUGCCGUCAAGGACGCGUACGAGGACUGGCGGCGCCACCGCUCCGACCGCGCCGAGAACGGCCGCCUCGCCGCCGUCCUCUCCCCCGGGGGCGCCCAAUUCCUCCCGACCAAGUGGAAGGACGUCCGCGUCGGCGACGUCGUGCGGGUCGUCUCCGACGAGUCGCUCCCCGCGGACAUGGUCCUCCUCGCCACCAGCGAAACCACCGGCGUGGCGUACGUGCAGACGCUCAACCUUGACGGCGAGUCCAACCUCAAGACCCGCUACGCCAAGCAAGAGACCCUGUCCACGCCACCCGAGCGGCUCGCCGGCGCCGUCAUCCGCUGCGAGCGCCCCAGCCGGAACAUCUACGGCUUCCAGGCCAACCUCGAGCUCGAGGGGGAGAGCCGCCGGAUACCACUCGGCCCGUCCAACAUCGUGCUGCGCGGCUGCGAGCUCAAGAACACGGCCUGGGCCGUCGGCGUGGUGGUGUACGCGGGCCGGGAGACCAAGGCCAUGCUCAACAACGCCGGCGCGCCCAAGAAGCGCAGCCGCCUCGAGACGCACAUGAACCGCGAGACGCUCUUCCUCUCCGCCAUCCUCGUCGUGCUCUGCGCGCUCGUCGCCACGCUCUCCGGCGUCUGGCUGCGCACCCACGAGGAGGAGCUCGAGCUCGCGCAGUUCUUCCACAAGAAGGACUACCUGAAGCGGGACAAGAACAAUGACUACGAGAACUACAAUUACUACGGCAUAGUGGCUCAGAUCGUGUUCAUCUUCCUCAUGGCGGUCAUCGUGUUCCAGAUCAUGAUACCCAUCUCGCUCUACAUCUCCAUGGAGCUCGUCAGGCUCGGCCAGGCCUACUUCAUGAUCCGGGACACCAGGCUGUUCGACGAGUCGUCCAACUCGAGGUUCCAGUGCCGGGCUCUCAACAUCAACGAGGAUCUAGGCCAAAUUAAGUGCAUCUUCUCUGAUAAGACCGGCACGCUCACGCAGAACAAGAUGGAGUUCCGGUGCGCGAGCAUUGACGGUGUCGAUUACAGUGACAUCGCACGGCAGCGACCUGCUGCAGAGGGUGAUCGUGUUUGGGCGCCAAAGAUAUCGGUGAACACCGACCGGGAGCUGGUGAAGUUGAUCAGGGAUGGGGGUCAUACCGAGCAAGGGAAGCAGACCCGAGAUUUCUUUCUCGCCCUGGCAACGUGCAACACCAUUGUCCCCAUGGUCACCGAUGGCCCGGACCCUAAGAAGAAGGUGAUUGAUUACCAGGGCGAGUCACCGGAUGAGCAGGCAUUGGUCUCUGCCGCGGCGGCUUAUGGCUUUGUGCUAGUGGAACGAACAUCAGGGCACAUUGUGAUCGAUGUCCUUGGUGAGAAACAGAGAUAUGAUGUCCUUGGGCUUCAUGAGUUCGACAGUGACCGCAAGAGGAUGUCUGUUAUAAUUGGCUGCCCUGAUAAGUCUGUCAAGCUGUUUGUAAAAGGCGCAGAUAGUUCAAUGUUUGGAAUCAUUGACAAAAAUGUCAAUUCAGAUGUUGUCCAAGCAACUGAGAAGCAUCUCCAUUCAUAUUCAUCAUUAGGCCUGCGAACGCUUGUCAUCGGUAUGCGGGAACUUAGCCAAGAAGAGUUUCAGGAGUGGCAAAUGGCUUAUGAAAAGGCUAGCACCGCACUACUAGGAAGAGGAAACCUACUCCGUGGCGUGGCUGCUGACAUCGAGAGGAACUUGUGCCUAUUGGGAGCGUCUGGUAUUGAGGACAAGCUGCAAGAUGGAGUACCUGAAGCAAUUGAGAAACUGAGGCAAGCAGGGAUCAAGGUUUGGGUGCUAACAGGUGACAAGCAAGAAACUGCCAUCUCCAUUGGCUAUUCCUGCAAGCUUUUGACAAGGGACAUGGUACAGAUUGUAAUCAACAGUCGCUCAAGAGAUUCAUGCAGAAAGAGUCUGGAUGAUGCAAUGGCCAUGGUUAACAAAUACCAAUCAUUCUCGGCAGACCCACAACUCAGAGUGCCCCUUGCUUUGAUUAUUGAUGGAAACAGCCUUGUCUAUAUUUUUGAUGCGGAUUGGGAUGAGAAGCUCUUUGAAAUCGCAAUAGCUUGUGAUGUCGUCCUAUGCUGUCGGGUAGCUCCCCUACAGAAGGCUGGUAUUGUUGAUCUCAUAAAGAAGAGAACGAGUGACAUGACUCUAGCUAUUGGAGAUGGUGCAAAUGAUGUAUCCAUGAUUCAAAUGGCUGACGUUGGCAUUGGCAUCAGCGGACAAGAGGGAAGGCAAGCUGUUAUGGCCUCAGAUUUCGCCAUGGGGCAAUUCAGAUUUUUAGUUCCUCUAUUGUUGGUUCAUGGCCAUUGGAACUACCAGAGGAUGGCAUACAUGAUCUUAUAUAACUUUUACAGAAAUGCUACUUUUGUCUUUGUACUAUUCUGGUAUGUACUUUACACUGGUUUCACCCUGACAACAGCAAUAACUGAGUGGAGCAGCGUGCUGUACUCUGUGAUAUACACUGCUGUCCCUACUAUUGUUGUUGCCAUUCUCGACAAGGAUCUCAGCCGUCGGACAUUGCUGAAAUAUCCCCAGCUAUAUGGCCCAGGACAGCGUGAGGAGAAUUACAAUCUGAGGCUGUUCAUCUUCAUCAUGAUGGACUCCAUCUGGCAGAGCAUUGCAUGUUUCUUCAUCCCUUACCUUGCAUAUAGGAAGAGUGUAAUUGACAGUUCCAGCCUUGGAGACCUCUGGACACUCUCUGUUGUCAUUCUUGUUAACAUUCACCUGGCAAUGGAUGUCAUCAGAUGGAACUGGAUCACACAUGUGGCGAUAUGGGGUAGCAUUGUUGCGACAUGGAUUUGCGUCAUGAUCAUAGACUCCAUACCGAUCAUGCCUGGUUUCUGGGCAAUCUAUAAGGUGAUGGGAACUGGGUUGUUCUGGGCAUUGUUGCUUGCGGUAACCGUAGUCGGGAUGAUUCCUCAUUUUGCCGCAAAGGCCUUCAGUGAGUAUUUCACCCCCAGUGACAUUCAAAUCGCAAGAGAAAUGGAGAAGUCACAAGAUACCCAUGAUGCAACCCAUCCAGAAGUUCAGAUGAGUUCUGUGCUAAACGGGGUCUACAACUACAGUAACUUGAGUUGGAGAGGUAUUUCUCUAUUCUACCCAUCCCUUCCACCUCCCAUCGAUCUUCUCUCUCCCUUAUCCUCCUCCAGUCAUCCUGCUCCACGCCUCCACCAAUCUCCUUCGUCGCACGGCCCGAGCAUCGGCGACCGCGACCAGAGCACACGCGGGCGAGCGCGUCGGCGACCGGAGCACAACGCGGGCGGAGCAACGGCGGGCGCGAGGAGGGAGGGGUGGCGGCCGGCCCAAGCCGCCCCUCCCAGCGGAGCUGCCCCGCCCCUCCCCGGAUGCGUGGGUGGCGCAGGAGGGGCUCGCCCGCGGAGGCCUCGCCGGGAGUGGGAUGCGGCGGCGCGGGGAGGAGGGAGGGGUGGCGGCCGGCCCAAGCCGCCCGUCCCGGCGGAGCUGCCCCGCCCCUCCCGAUGCGCGGGUGGCGCAGGAGGGGCUCGCCCGCGGAGGCCUCGCCGGGAGUGGGAUGCGGCGGCACGGGGAGGAGGGAGGGGUGGCGGCCGGCGCAGGCCACCCGUCCCGGCGGAGCUGCCCCGUCCCUCCCCGGAUGCGCGGGCGGCGCAAAAGGGGCUUGCCCGCGGCUUCCUCGUCGGGAGUGGGAUGCGGCGGCGCGGGGAGGAGGGAGGGGCGCAGCACGAUGAAGGAGAGGGGCGUGCGGCGCUCGGCAAGAAAAAGGGGAAAGGGAGGGAGACCGACGGGAGGGAGACCAACAAGGACAAUGAGUUAAUGCUGAGGGUAUUUUGGUCUUUCGUCACGUUUAGCAAGUUUUAGGUGUGCUCAAAUUUUGUAUAACCAACUAGAAGGAAAAUGUGAGCUUGUCCAUGUCACUCUUCUCAAAUGUGUACGCAUCUUAAAAUGAAAAACUGGUAGGCAAUGAAUUCAAGUAAAGAAAUCUGCCUGGGGUUCAAACAAUAUUGAAUGGUCAACAGUUUGACUUGCUUAGGGCUGUUAUGUCACAGCCCAGAAGAAACCUCCAUGUCAAUAGAAUCCAUUUUGAUUACUCAAAGCCAGAGUGUAAUAUACUGUAAUACUACUA